Cervus elaphus (red deer) is the source of this 2146-nucleotide messenger RNA. It is a transcript of the gene RNF215, whose product is annotated as ring finger protein 215. Lineage: Eukaryota; Metazoa; Chordata; Mammalia; Artiodactyla; Cervidae. Gene Ontology annotation, biological process: negative regulation of canonical Wnt signaling pathway; ubiquitin-dependent protein catabolic process; Wnt receptor catabolic process. The transcript is spliced from 8 exons. Gene Ontology annotation, molecular function: ubiquitin protein ligase activity; frizzled binding. The coding region runs from base 114 to 1274 and encodes 386 amino acids. The record is from RefSeq and is a predicted model, not a curated record.
CAGCGCCCCGCCCCGUCCGGCUGCGCCCUCAGUCCCGCCGCUCCCCCUCGGCCCCCCCGCGCCCGGGAUCCCCCCUCCGGCACCCCUGCGUCGUCUGUUCGCCGGGUCCUGCCAUGGGCCCCGCCGCUAGCCCCGCGCUGAGGUCGCCGCCGCCGCCGCCUCCUCCGCCGCCGUCGCCGCUGCUGCUGCUGCUGCCCCUACUGCCGCUCUGGCUGGGCCUGGCGGGGCCGGGGGCCGCGGCGGACGGCGGCGAGCCGGCGGCCGGGGCGGGGCGGGGCGGGGCCCGCGCCGUGCGGGUGGACGUGAGGUUGCCGCGGCAGGACGCGCUGGUGCUGCAGGGGGUGAGGAUCGGCCCCGAGGCCGACCCGGCGCCCCCGCUGGGCGGCCGCUUGCUGCUGAUGGACAUCGUGGAUGCUGAGCAGGACGCACCCGUAGAAGGCUGGAUUGCGGUGGCAUACGUGGGCAAAGAGCAGGAGGCCCAGAUUCACCAGGAGAGUCAGGGCGGCGGCCCACAGGCCUAUCCCAAGGCUCUGGUUCAGCAGAUGCGGAGGGCACUCUUCCUGGGAGCCUCAGCCCUGCUGCUCCUGGUCCUGAACCACAACGUGGUCCGAGAGCUGGACAUUUCCCAGCUUCUGCUCAGGCCAGUGAUCGUCCUGCAUUAUUCCUCCAAUGUCACCAAGCUGUUGGAGGCACUGCUGCAGAGGACCCAGGCCACGGCUGAGAUCACCAGCGGAGAGUCCCUGUCGGCCAACAUCGAGUGGAAGCUGACCCUGUGGACCACCUGUGGCCUCUCUAAGGAUGGCUACGGAGGAUGGCAGGACUUGGUGUGCCUGGGAGGCAGUCGGGCCCAGGAGCAGAAGCCGCUGCAGCAGCUGUGGAACGCCAUCCUGCUGGUGGCCAUGCUCCUGUGCACAGGCCUCGUGGUGCAGGCUCAGCGGCAGGCAUCCCGGCAGAGCCAGCGGGAGCCCGGAGGCCAGGUGGGAGCCAGCCCUUGGGGGGGGCCCGUGGGAGGGGGGCCUGUGUCUCCGGCGCUAGGAACUGUGCUGCCCUUCCCCCACCUCCCCCCAAGGUGGAGCUGCUCAAGCGCCGGGUGGUGCAGAGGCUGGCAUCCCUCAAGACCCGGAGGUGCCGGCUGGGCCGGGCAGCGCAGAGCCCCCUGGAGCCUGGUGCUGAGACCUGCGCUGUGUGUCUGGACUAUUUCUGCAACAAGCAGUGGCUCCGGGUGCUGCCCUGUAAGCAUGAGUUCCAUCGAGACUGCGUGGACCCCUGGCUAAUGCUCCAGCAGACCUGCCCGCUAUGCAAAUUCAACGUCCUGGGGAACCGCUACUCCGAUGAUUAGCUGCCCCAGCGGGGUCUCUGCAUGCAGGCAAGGGACCCUGCCUGCCUGCGCCCUGGGCGCCCGGAACAGGACAGCAGCGGGGGGCAGGACAGAAAGCCCUGUGAUGGGAGGAGGGAUGGGGCCUCCCCGCUCAGGGGCAAGGCGCCCACCACACACAUCCAUACCAGGAGCGAGGGACCACCGUCCCCAGCCUGAGGAUGCACGGCCCGGACCUGGCAGGAAGACAGGCGGCUUUGGGGCCCUUGUCUGCCAUCCUGGGUUGUCUCCGUCUGCCUCCUCACAGGCAGCACCCAGGACCCCGGGCAGGCAUCUGGGGAAGAGGGUGUGGGCAGCGCCGCUGCUCCCAGAGCUCUGGCAGCUCCCUGGCCUGGCUGGCAGGGCGUCCCUGAGGGCUGCGGCUGCAGUGGCCUGGUUCUGUGCGUAUUUAUUGGGGGGUGGGGCGGGGGAGGUGCCAUCUGGUCUUGGAGGCACCCUAGCCUGACCAUCUUGUGGACACACCGUGGUCAAGGCUAUGAUGUGGAACCUAGAGGCCCCCACUGCCUGCUGUCAUUGGGCCUUCGGGCACUGGGGGCCGUGGGUCCCGUGGCCUGUCCAGCUGGGCUCCCAUCUGGGGCCUGGCUGGGACCAGAGGCCUUAGAAACCAUCUAGCCCUGUGCUUCUCCGUGGGGCUACAGGUUGCUGACCAGGAUACUUGAAGCCACAGGGUAGAUGUGGUACAUUUUCCAGGGUCAUCCAUUUUUAUUGAAAAAAAAAUUGGGGUUUGAGGAGGUUUAGUAUUAAAAUAAACAUGGAUAUAUUUUAAUAUAA